This is a messenger RNA of Solanum dulcamara, 1110 nucleotides long. RefSeq lists its product as uncharacterized. The record is from RefSeq and is a predicted model, not a curated record. The transcript has 5 exons. Lineage: Eukaryota; Viridiplantae; Streptophyta; Magnoliopsida; Solanales; Solanaceae. Bases 1 to 1110 code for a protein of 369 amino acids.
AUGUUGGAUGAAGGGGUAAAUUUUCCUUGCUUAAUUGAGAAAGGGAAACCUUUGCUUGAUGAUGAUGAUGAGCUAGAGGUGAAUACCAAUCUUUCAUGUGUUUUGACGAGAAUUAUGGGAGAUUUUGCGAAGGAAGAACUUGAUCAAAGAGAGAAUCUAUUUCAUGCUGGGAGCAAAAUCCAAGAUAAGCUACAAUGGCUCAAUGAGAGUCGUAAAAUUAAGUCCCUCAGACAAGCAAGCAUUUGGUAUAGUGUGGGAAAGUACAAUGAUGAAUUGGUUUCUGAUGUUGUACCCAUGUUGGCUUGUCACAUAUUAUUGGGAAGACCAUGGCAAUUUGAUAGAGAUGUUGUACAUCAAGAGAGAUCCAACAAAUACACUUUUGUGAUUGAAGGUAAAAAGUAUAUGCUUUCUUCUCUCACUCCAUAUCAAGUGAGUGAGGACUAUUGGGCUAUAAAGGAGCUUCGGGAGAUGAUAAGGGUGGAGGAAGAAAAAGGUGAUGGCAAAAGUUCCACUAUUAUUGCAAAGGAGGGAAGUUGCUUGGAUAAAAAUAAGAAGAAAAUAGAUAUGAUGAUCUAUUUCAAGAAGAGAUGCCUACAGGAUUACCCCCCUUUGAGGGGGACUGAGCACCAAAUAGAUUUUGUAUCGGGGUCACAAAUUCCCAACCGCCCAGCCUAUAGGAUUAAUCUGGAAGAAACCAAAGAGCUACAAAGGCAAGUGGAAGAGAUUCUUGAAAAGGAGUUGAUCAAAGAAAGCCUAAGUUCUUGUGCCAUACUAGUAAUUCUUGUUGCCAAAAAGAAUGUUACUUGGAGGAUGUGUACUGAUUGUAAAGCCAUAAACAAGAUCACAGCGAAGUAUCAACAUCUAAUUACUAGGCUCGAUGACAUGCUUGAUGAGCUAUGUGGCUCAAUUGUGUUCUCCAAGAUUGAUCUUCGAAGUGGUUCAAAUAGAAUAGAGGUUGAUGAAGAGAAGGAAGAGUCCAUCAAGACCUGGCCAAUCCCAACCAAUGCAACUGAGGAAACUUUUGAUAAUCUUAGUCAAGGGAAAAAGGUUGAUAGGUUUCAAUUGGUUGAUCUCUUCUUUUUCAAGGACGGGCGAGUUUGUGUGCCAUAA